AUGUCAACGGCAGUCUCCCCCUCGCAGGCAUCCGCCGUCCUCACCUCCUUCACCAACUUCCUCACCGUCGCCCUCCACACCCUCCUGCGGCAGCGAGCCCUCUAUCCGCCCGCGACGUUCCUCCUCGCUCGCGCCUACAACCUACCCGUUUACCAGUCUCGUCACCCUGGCGUGUGCGCCUGGAUCGAUGAUGCCGUCGACGCCGCCGCCGCCCAACUUCGCUCCGGUGCCGUUCGAACCGUCGCCCUCGUCGUUCACGCGCCGAGUGCCUUCGCCGUCGUCGAGCGCUGGGUCUUCGACCUCGCCGGCGCUCUCCCCGCUCACGGCCUCGCCGUCGACGAACGGCGGAACGAAAAGGCCAAGCAAAUCGAUCACUCCGAUCUAGACGAUGGUGCCGUGAAUUGGGCCGAUGUCAACGAAGCCUUCCGUGGGGCCCUGGCCCGUCUCUCGUAUGCUGCCGAGUCGAUGCCGCUGCCGCCUGAGGAGAGCACCUUCACCCUCGUGAUCGAGCUUUGCGACGAUGCCCUCCCUCCUAUAGAGCACCCCCAACGCUGGAUCGCCUCGGAGCCAAACCUGCAACCGCCCACGCCGUCCAACCCGACCGUAGGCUCUGCCCUCGGGGGGGCUUCCACGACGCCUCUGCGCUCCGUACAAGCAGGUCCGCUGUUUUUCGAGUGCUGGUACGAAAAGGGCAAGCCGCUGUCGGCAUCGCCUCCAUACGAAUCCCCGGAUAUGCAGGGCAGCGCCGUGCCGUCUGAUACGCAGACGCAGUCCUCGUGA
Drechmeria coniospora is the source of this 780-nucleotide messenger RNA. Its product is annotated as HORMA domain-containing protein. The transcript is spliced from 2 exons. The coding region runs from base 1 to 780 and encodes 259 amino acids. Gene Ontology annotation, cellular component: zeta DNA polymerase complex. NCBI's taxonomy places the organism in Eukaryota, Fungi, Ascomycota, Sordariomycetes, Hypocreales, Ophiocordycipitaceae. The record is from RefSeq and is a predicted model, not a curated record.